Messenger RNA from Coccidioides immitis RS, 783 nucleotides. RefSeq lists its product as uncharacterized. The record is from RefSeq and is a predicted model, not a curated record. The coding region runs from base 195 to 419 and encodes 74 amino acids. Lineage: Eukaryota; Fungi; Ascomycota; Eurotiomycetes; Onygenales; Onygenaceae. The transcript has 2 exons.
UUAUUCUGUAACCCCCCUUCCCCCCAAACAGCUCUUAGAAAGCAAGUUGUCCUUUAACAAUGCUACUUGCUGCACUGAUUUUGGGAUCACGGGUCGGAUAACAAAGUACAACCCUGAUAUGGCCGGUGGGAGCGUUGUUACUUCUCUUAUCCUUCCAACGUCUUUGCAUUAGCCUCGUCGUAUCACUCAGAAAAAUGGCUCUGUCGAAUAUUCCCGCAAUGGAAGAAGGAGAGCUAAAAUAUCUGGUUUCCGAUCGCAGGCACAGUGACACAAGCGGUAAAGAGCUAGUGAAAACCUCCUUCAAAUUGAAAGGUCGGCGACCUGAGCUACACGGAGGACAGAAAAAGCGCCUUGAACUUGAGUACUACGACAAAGAACAGGUGGAGUCGGGCGUGGAGAAACGACUCGUGUUAAAAUAGAAAAUAGAAGAAAACGAUGUCGAACUCGGCAGAAAACUUGCAGAGUUCCAGCAAAUUUGAACCAAGAUGGUGGUUUUUCGCCGUGAACUGAACACAAGGUCAGCUGUAUUUCUAACUCCGUCAUCGAUGAAAAUCGGUGGUUGUUAAAAUGGCAAAAAUGACCCAGAAAUCGAUGGACGAGUGAUCCGCCUACGAUGACCUUUUGAUAGGCAUCAGCAGCCUCUUUUUAUGUUCCUAGUCAUCAAAUAGAAGAAACGACAAGCUUGCCCGUUGUGAGGAGAUGAUUCUUGUCAUUCUCAAAAGCAAACACUCAAACAAGAAUGCCCCAUAUUCCCCUAAGGGAGCUCUGGCGGUUGUGAAUCGG